AUGACGGAGGCUACAGUCUUUUCGAAACAUCAAUCUCGCAAACCGCGCCGCCCGAAACGGCCGCCGCUGACUCACUUUCUCUGUUUUCCUCUGGUGAACACUGCAUCAAUACCUCAGCUAGAGUCAUCGCUCGCAACGUUUAAGACAGCUCACCUGCUUCGACCGGGGCUAACUCCCCAGCAAACCUCCAAGGAGCAUGCAGAUACCUCCCGUUUAUGUCUCCCCGGCAAAGCGUUCCGGCCACUUGGCACACUUCACCUUACGCUUGGGGUGAUGAGCCUUCCCAGCAAGGAGCGCCUCAAUCAAGCUAUUGCCUUUUUUCAAUCCCUCGACUUGGCAGCGAUGAUAAGGGAGGUGGAACAAGUGUCAACUCCAGCACAAGAAGAAAACGCAAGCCAUCAACCUUCACCUUUCACUAUCUCUCUUGAGUCAUUGCAUGCUCUGCCACGCCCGAAAUCAGCAACUGUCUUGCAUGCAUCUCCAAUAGAUCCCACGGGCCGUCUGCUUCCAUUCUGCGUGAAGUUGCGUGACAAAUUCAUCGAGGCUGGCUUUAUCCAAAAUGAGCCGGAGACAAAACCAGGCAGUCAGAAUUCAUAUAAUGCUUUGACGCAAGGAAAUCCUUCAUUCUCCGAGUCCAGUGCACUUCCUGGUAAUUCGGCUUUCCGCCCAGAAGAACAGCAAAUCCUUCCUGAGACCUCAGGCUUGACAGAGAACCCGAGCCCAUCUAUAGUUCCACAAGCCCGGAAGCCAAAACCGCGACCGCUUCUUCUGCAUGCAACUCUUGUCAACACAAUCUAUGUUCGUGGAAGGCAUAAUAUCCAGAAUUCACAAGGCAAAGACCCAUCGGGUAACAGCCCCUCGAAACGCAUGACAUUUGAUGCUCGCAGUCUAGUUUCACAGUACCGCCAUUACUACUCGGAUGACAACCGGACUGUUUUGCACACACUACCUAUUGGCUCUUCUGCAGACAUAAAAACAGAUCGUCGCAUUGCGAGUCAAUCAAAUUCCGGCGAAGGCACUACGGAAGAAAGCAUUGAGCAGCUCAACCCCGAGAACCACGAAAACCUCGCAGUUCCUUCUCUUCCACCGUCACCCACCUACCCCUUCAUUUGGGCAAAGGAGAUUCCUCUGGAUACUAUUUCCAUCUGUGAAAUGGGGGCAAGGAAAUUGCAUCCCGGUGUGAAUGACGGUCACGGCUUGAACGAGCGCCUCGGUGAGCAAUACACGGUCGUUGCGGAACGGAGUCUGCUUCCAAUAUAG
This is a messenger RNA of Penicillium paradoxum, 1260 nucleotides long. RefSeq lists its product as uncharacterized. The transcript has a single exon. NCBI's taxonomy places the organism in Eukaryota, Fungi, Ascomycota, Eurotiomycetes, Eurotiales, Aspergillaceae. The record is from RefSeq and is a predicted model, not a curated record. Gene Ontology annotation, biological process: regulation of DNA-templated transcription; DNA alkylation repair. Gene Ontology annotation, cellular component: nucleus. The coding region runs from base 1 to 1260 and encodes 419 amino acids.